Molecule: messenger RNA, 1529 nt
Organism: Styela clava
Lineage: Eukaryota; Metazoa; Chordata; Ascidiacea; Stolidobranchia; Styelidae
Source: RefSeq, a predicted model, not a curated record
GAAUAGAGUUCAAAAACGCGAAAACGAGGUUCUACAUUUUUGGUAGCUCUGGUCUUAAUAAAAUGGAUGAAGCAAUAACUUUUGAAGAGACUGAUCGUGAUCAAAAUGCUUCUAAUCAAAAGGAGGGUUUUCAUGUAUACAGGAUGCGAUGGUUUAUUCUUACUACUUUAGGAAUAUUGAAUAUAUCGAAUGCUCUGCAAUGGCUUUCUUUUGCUCCUGUAGCCUAUACAACAGCAGGUUUCUACCAAACUGAUCUUGACACCGUCAAUAUGCUAUCUGUUGUUUAUAUGAUAACUGCAAUUCCAUGCGGUUUUAUAGCAACUUGGCUUCUUGAUACCUUUGGUUUACGGGGAUCCAUUGUCAUGGCAGCUUGGUUAAACUUUCUAGGAUCGGCAAUAAGAAUUGUUAGUGCCAUUGAUGGUAUAUCUGAUGAUGCCAGAAUUCCAUUAGUGUUUUUUGGAACUGUUUUAGCUGCUUUGGCUCAACCAUUCAUGCUAUUCGCACCCACAAAAUUGGCUGCGCUUUGGUUUCCUGAUGAUCAAAGAGCAACAGCAAACAUGUUAGCGACGAUGUGUAACCCACUUGGAAUCAUGCUCGCAUAUAUUCUAUCACCUUUGCUUGCACCAGGAGAAGAAAAAAUGCUUUUUAUGUUGGCAAUAGAAAGUAUCCCCGGUAUUCUUGCUGUAUUAAUGGCAACCUUUGGUAUUUGCAGUAACAGGCCUCCAACUCCUCCAUCAGCCAGUGCUGAAACUGCUUCUGAACCAUUUUUAACAGGACUGAAGAAGCUUGUCAAAAAUCCUUCAUAUUGGCUUCUUGCAUGGGCGAUUGGAGGAGGAAUAGCUCUCUUCAGUACCUUAACAACAUUACUUCCCCAGAUGCUAUGUCCAUGGGGAUAUGAUGAUAAUUUCACUGGAGUUGUUUGUGUGUCUUCACUCAUUGGAGCAGGAUUAGUGGGAGCUGCAAUUGCUGGAUUAGUUGUUGAUAAAACAAAACGCUACAUGGAAGUUACAAAAGUCUGUUUUGCCGUUGCCUCAUUAACAUUGAUUGCUUUUUCGAUUGUGCACAAUCGUCCUGAUAUGUGGGUGGGGAUUGCAAUUACAUGCGGUUUAUUUGGAUUAUUUGGGCUUCCUGUAUAUCCGGUAGGAAAUGAGCUUUCCGUCGAGACAACCUAUCCCUGUGGUGAAGCAACUAGCUCUGGUAUGCUGUUCAUAUUUGGUCAAUUACAAAGUAUUGUUCUUGUAAUAUCUCUUAGUGCAAUUGGAUCUGACAUACCUGAGGAUAAACUGGUUAAUUCCAAAUGUAACACUAACAGCAAAUACAAGGUCGAAGUCAAGGAUUUGGCAAUCUCAACUUAUGUUCUCACAGGAUAUGCCAUACUCGUCAUGCUUGUAUUUGUGCUUGUGUUUCGCACAAAGUACCGGCGCCUUGAAGCAGAGAAAGAACACUUUGAACCAAUUGAUCUUAAUAGCCCUACAAGCAAAGAACCCCUUGUAGAUGCAAGCAAAGAACCCCUUGUAGAUGAUGUUUAA